UUUAUUUUGACAUUUCAUCUUCAUCAAUUUCUCUGACAACAACAGUAGACCUUUUACCUCCUCGGAAUUCUUUAAAAUUAAAUUUACAAAAAAAAUGGCAGCACCACCAGAAGAAAACUUCGAACCCGUUGAAACACCAGAGUUUGACGACGAGGAGACUGAAAUUCAACAAACCACCGGACGAAAGCGCCUUUUCAGCAAGGAGCUCCGAUGCAUGAUGUACGGAUUCGGUGACGAUCAGAAUCCCUAUACGGAAAGUGUUGACUUGCUGGAGGAUCUUGUUAUCGAAUUUAUUACGGAAACCACACACCGAGCUAUGGAGAUUGGCCGAACUGGACGCGUACAAGUGGAAGACAUUGUGUUUUUGGUACGAAAGGAUCAACGAAAGUACGCUCGCGUGAAAGAUUUGCUGACAAUGAAUGAAGAACUGAAACGAGCACGCAAAGCUUUCGACGAAAUCAAAUAUGUUGGAAGCGAAGGAAAACAGAAAUAAAAUUUCAGUUUCGAUC
Bradysia coprophila is the source of this 509-nucleotide messenger RNA. It is a transcript of the gene Taf13, whose product is annotated as TATA-box binding protein associated factor 13. Gene Ontology annotation, molecular function: protein heterodimerization activity. The record is from RefSeq and is a predicted model, not a curated record. Gene Ontology annotation, cellular component: transcription factor TFIID complex. NCBI's taxonomy places the organism in Eukaryota, Metazoa, Arthropoda, Insecta, Diptera, Sciaridae. Gene Ontology annotation, biological process: transcription by RNA polymerase II.